Mollisia scopiformis is the source of this 738-nucleotide messenger RNA. RefSeq lists its product as uncharacterized. Bases 1 to 738 code for a protein of 245 amino acids. NCBI's taxonomy places the organism in Eukaryota, Fungi, Ascomycota, Leotiomycetes, Helotiales, Mollisiaceae. The transcript has a single exon. Gene Ontology annotation, molecular function: nucleic acid binding. The record is from RefSeq and is a predicted model, not a curated record.
AUGCAAAAGCUAGGGUACUGUCGCCGUACUGCUAAGAAGACGGGGUUCUCUACUGAGCCAAAAGUCAUGGCAUUGCGCAAGGCAUUUGCUGAGGAGGCUAUUACAUGGACUAAGGAAAGGGUGCAACGGCAAAUGUUCACAGAUGAAGUGUGGGCUAUGGGAGGAGCACACACUACUAGCUUUGUGAUAGUACUAGAAGAUGGUAGUGAGAGAUAUUUACUUGAGUGCUUGCAAUACAAGUACUCUAAGGCACCAGCUUGGAUAUUUCAUGGCAAUAUUAUAAAUAAGAGGAAAGGACCAGCCUUAUUUUGGGAGAAGGAGUGGGGUUCUAUCAACAGCACUAGAUAUGAUGAGCAUGUACUCUCUAGAAUUGCAGAGUUCUUAGUAGAACAUGCUGAUUCUAGGUACAUUUUCAUGCAAGACAAUGCCCCUUCUCACAGAUCUUAUGAAACAAAAAUCAACCUUUUGAAUAGGGGCAUUAAGUGGAUCCAACACCCUCUUUAUUCCCCAGACUUGAACCUUAUUGAGCAUGUGUGGAAUUGGAUGAAGAAUUGGAUUCAAGAGCAUUAUUAUGAGGCACAGUAUAGAGUGGAUAAGCUAUUAUUAGAGCAGUUGAGGAGAAUCAUUCUUGAGGCAUGGGAAGCUGUACCAGACAGUUACAUUCAGAGCUUAUAUGACAGCUGGUGGAGGAGAUGUCAAGCUGUUAUUGAUGCAAAUGGUGGUCCUACAAAGUAUUGA